ACUAACUUCCCAGACUUAUUUUAACAGGUGGCUGUGAUAACUGCGACUCUUACAGUAAGAAAUAAUCCUAAACUGUGUAUCUAUCAUGCUAUAUUCUUUUAACCUAACCACUGUUAAUCUUAAUAGUCAAGCAGAAAAAUGCACGUAAUAUGAGAAAGGCCAUUUUGCUAUCCAAACGAACGUCGGCAUCGUCACGCGAUACAAAUGCUCCACGAAAUCCACAAGGAACGCGUCGCACUCAACCAAAAAAGAAAGGUGCAUACUACUUAAACCCCUAUAUUUCCCAGAAUAUAUAUAUAUAUAUAUAUAUAUAUAUAUUUAAUUUCCAAAAUAUAUUUUUUCAGCGUAAUGGUGUUUCUAAAAAUCAACUAAUUUCAAUUUUCAAAACUAAUUCAUUUUAACAAAUAAUUUUUUUUUAAAAAAACAAAAUUACUAAAGAAAACAAAUAAAAAACUUUUUUACGAAAAUAUAAAAAAACAAAUUUCUAACCCUCCGUUAAACUCUCAAGAUUUCAAUAAACUAUUAUUUAACAAUUCGUAAUAAACAUUUUCAGAAAAAGGUUCCACAUCCCGGCUAGAUGAAAACCAAAUCGUACCAUGCUCAAAAUGUGGUGCAUUAAUGUGGACUUCUGAAAGCACUGCUACAGACCCACGAACAGGUGAACCAACUUUCACCCUUUGCUGUAACCAUGGCCAAAUCAAGCUUCCACCGAUCAACCGGCCGCCAGCCCUGUUAGAAAAACUUCUUCAAGCCAGAUGGUUUCGAGAUACUAUCCGAGUCUAUAAUUCUGUCCUUGCUUUUACAUCCGUUGGAAUGAAAAUGGAUCAUAGUGUCGUCCACGCACCUGGUCCUUAUACUAUACGGAUCCAAGGUCAAACCCACCACAGAAUUGGCUCCCUCAUACCACGACAAGGCUGUCUCCCAGAAUAUCUCCAGCUUUACAUAUUUGACACGGCCAACGAACUCAAAAACCGCCUAAACGCGAUGGGGCAAACCUCAGCAGAAGGUAACCUCGAUGAGCCAACGUUAGCCCUCCUCAUCGAGAUGAUUGACGAGAACAAUUGUCUGGCAAAGAUCUUUCGUCGUGCACGAGACCACUACGAAAGCGUUGGGUCAGAGUUUACUAUUAGGUUAGUCCAAGAUAAAGGGAAGGGGAAGGAAUAUGAUCUUCCAACUACAAGCGAGGUGGCAGGUCUUAUCGUGGGGGAUAUAACAUCAACAAUUGGAGAACGAGAUAUAGUGGUUCAGUUUCAAUCUGACACUCUGCAGCAGAUACGUGACGAUCACCCUCUAUAUAUGAGCCUCCAAUACCCUCUUUUGUUUCCGUAUGGUGAAUACGGGUUUCACCCAGAAAUUCCCCUGCAUCUUGAGACAGGCACUUCAAGAACAAGGCAAUUCGUGACCAUCCGUCAAUACUACGCUUCUCUAAUCCAAACACGUCCUAACCAAGGAAUGACGUUGAUUAAAGGCGGUCGUCUCCUCCAUCAGUUUAUUGUGGACGUUUAUACAGCGAUUGAAGAAGACCGACUGAGGUGGGCGAGAAAUAACCAAGAAAUCUUGCGGGCUGAGCUCUACAGCAAUGUCCUUGAUGCUGUAAGUAAAGGUGACACUGAUGCUAAAAUUAUCGGCCAGAGAUUUAUACUGCCCCCAAGUUUCACCGGAGGCCCCCGGUACUUGGUUGAGAAAUACCACGAUGCUAUGGCUAUUUGCAGAGAAUUCGGCAAUCCAGAUUUGUUUAUCACAAUGACAGCCAAUCCAAACUGGAGCGAGAUUAAAGAACAUCUUCAGAAAUACGGUGGAGAUUCUCCUAAUGAUAGACCGGAUAUUGAAUGUCGGGUUUUUAAGAUGAAGCUAGAUCAACUGCUCAAGGAUUUCAAAGCAGGCACUUUUUUCAAGCCAUAUAAGGCAGCUCUCCACCGAAUAGAGUUUCAAAAAAGAGGUCUCCCUCAUGCACAUAUAUUAUUGUGGUUAGGAAAUUCUACCAGAACACCAAGUGCAGAAGAAGUGGAUGAAAUAAUUUCGGCCGAGCUCCCCAACAGAGAGAAAGACCCAGCUGCUUACGACUUAGUCACGAAACACAUGAUCCACGGUCCAUGUGGACACUUCAAUCCGAAGUCACCAUGUAUGGAAAACAAUGUGUGCACGAAAAAGUAUCCUCGGCCGAAUAACGAUAACACUUCGAUUGACAAAUCCGGGUAUGUGUUAUAUCGUCGACGCCGAAAUAAAGAUCCGGGUACAGUUAAGUCUGGAGCUGUACUAGACAACACUUUCGUCGUGCCUCAUAACAUUAACCUUCUGAAGAAGUACGAAGCUCAUAUUAAUGUUGAAUGGUGUAAUCGGACAAGCGCGGUGAAAUACUUAUUCAAGUACAUAACCAAGGGCGUUGACCGAGCAACCGCUGUUAUUGAGAAAGGAAAUACAGCAACUACAUCCGACGCCACAGGAUCCGGAGGAUCAAAGGAGAAAGUCCUAAGGCAACGCAAUGAGAUCCAAGACUACAUUGAAGCCCGAUAUUUAUCAGCUUGUGAGUCUAUGUGGCGGACUUUCGCAUUCCACAUACACAAAAGAAAGCCGUCAGUUGAAAAGCUUAUCAUUCACUUGGAAGGCGAACAUAAUAUUACGGUUAAAUCAACAGACAACCUCGGUCGGGUAAUCCACAAACCGGGUAUCGAGAAGACGAUGUUCACAGAGUGGAUGGUUUUAUGCAGAAGGUCAGCGUUUGCCCGAACACUGACAUAUGUGCAGAUUCCUGAAUAUUUUGUCUGGAACAACAGUGCUAAAGUGUGGACUGAGCGUAAGAGAGGAAAAACAAUUGGCCGAGUCGUAGCUGUCCAUCCUUCGGCAGGCGAUCGAUACUACCUGAGGGUCCUCAUUAAUAAGAUCAAGGGUCCUAGAAGUUACGACGAGCUAAAAACAUACAACGACGUUAAAUACCCGGACUUCAAAUCAGUUUGCCAAGCACGAGGCCUUUUGGACGACGAUGUUGAAUGGCUCGAGAGUAUGUCGGAGGGUGCUCGAACGGCCAGCCCAUACCAGCUUCGUGAUAUGUUUGUCACAUUCCUAAACAACUGCUUCGUCGCAAGCCCUAAAGGACUAUGGGAACACUCAUGGAAAUCAAUGAGCGAGGACAUACUUCACAAGAGGCAAAGGAUCUUAGGCCACGCGAAUCUGGAACUGGACGAUAGUACCCUGGAGCAAUACACAUUGAUAGAAGUUGAAAAGCUGAUGCGCAUGCAAGAUCGCUCCUUAAACGAUUUUAAGGAUAUGCCGAAGAUCAAUCCUGUUUUGCUCAAGGAACUGGGGAACAGUUUGUGGAACCAAGAAAUGGAUUACGAUGUUGCGGAGGAAACACUAAGACAUGACAAGCAAUACAAAUUGCUCAAUGCUGAGCAACUUGCAAUCUAUGAAUCAGUCUUAGACUCGGUUGACAAGAAAGAAGGAAAACUUUUCUUUGUAUAUGGCGCAGGGGGCACAGGAAAAACAUUCUUAUACCAGACUAUUAUAUCCAGACUUCGGUCAAGAAAACAAAUUGUUCUACCAGUGGCUUCUUCGGGAAUAGCCGCAUUGCUACUACCAAACGGGAGAACAGCUCACUCUCGCUUCAAUAUUCCAUUGAAGCUCGACGAAGAUAAGCUUUGCAACAUCAAACCAGGUACAAUGCUUGCUGAGUUAAUUGAGGAAACAGACCUCAUAAUUUGGGAUGAGGCACCGAUGACACACAAACAUGCUUUCGAAGCAUUAGACAAGUCGUUGAAGGAUAUUAUGUCUAUCAAAAAUCCACCCGCAAAGAAUCAGCCUUUUGGUGGCAAAACAGUUAUGUUAGGUGGUGAUUUCAGACAGAUCCUACCAGUCAUUCCGCAAGGUAGAAGAGCUGAUACUGUACUUGCUUCGAUAAGCCAUUCAUAUCUAUGGAAUAGCUGCCACAAGUUCUCUUUGAAAACAAAUAUGCGAGUCAAUCAGGAUGAGAAAGAGUUUUCUGAAUGGCUUCUCACAGUCGGGGAAGGUCGUCUAGAAGAAGAACAAGAAUAUGAGGGGGAUGGGUACAAUGACCAACUCAUAGAUAUCGAUGACUCAUUGAUUUGUCAGAGUUUUGUUGACCCAUUGAAAGAAGUUGUUGAUGCUGCAUAUGGACAAAUCAGCAGCCCUAUGAAUUCCAAGACUUCCUACACCGAUAAAGCUAUCCUAACACCCCGUAACGAAACCGUUGAUGAAAUCAAUGCUUAUACCAUCUCACGGACCGAAGGGGUAUCAAGAGAUUACUACAGCUCAGACAGCUUCGAGUUAUCAGAUACUACAUCAGAUCAAAAUGAUACACUAUACUCCAUUGAGUAUCUUAACUCAUUGGAAUACUCGGGUUUGCCUUCGCACAAACUUACUCUGAAAGUUGGUGCCCCAGUUAUGCUUCUCAGAAACAUAAAUCAGAAAAAAGGAUUAUGCAACGGUACUCGGAUGAUCCUAACCCACGUUGGUGAACGCGUUCUGAAGGCCGAGAUCAUCACUGGAUCCCACAUUGGAGAAGAGGUCUUGAUCCCAAGAAUUGUGCUUUUGUAUGAUGAAACGAAAUUACCGUUCACAUUACGUCGGCGGCAAUUUCCUAUCAGAUUGUGCUACGCAAUGACAAUCAACAAAAGCCAAGGCCAAAGCUUAAAAGAGGUCAUCUUAUACCUGCCUAAGCCAGUCUUUUCUCAUGGUCAACUUUACGUGGCCCUCUCCCGUGUCACAAGCAAAGCAGGAUUAACGAUCAUCAAAACUGAAGAUCCACACCAGCUGAAAGUGAAGAACAUAGUCUACAAAGAAAUCUUCAAAGGCCUUCAUCCCGAGACAUGUAAUUUAAAUAAUUUAUUCUUUACUCCAAUCUUUUCAGAAAUCUAA
Messenger RNA from Brassica rapa (field mustard), 4872 nucleotides. RefSeq lists its product as uncharacterized. The record is from RefSeq and is a predicted model, not a curated record. Gene Ontology annotation, molecular function: DNA helicase activity. Gene Ontology annotation, biological process: telomere maintenance; DNA repair. NCBI's taxonomy places the organism in Eukaryota, Viridiplantae, Streptophyta, Magnoliopsida, Brassicales, Brassicaceae.